Messenger RNA from Helicoverpa armigera (cotton bollworm), 2624 nucleotides. Its product is annotated as juvenile hormone esterase-like. The transcript has 3 exons. The record is from RefSeq and is a predicted model, not a curated record. NCBI's taxonomy places the organism in Eukaryota, Metazoa, Arthropoda, Insecta, Lepidoptera, Noctuidae. Bases 148 to 1821 code for a protein of 557 amino acids.
UCCUCGGCAGUCUAAAUUAGAAGAUAUACUCAUUCUGACGUAACCGCAGAAUUAUAAUGAUAAAUGCUAGAGAUUUAUCUAAAGUUUAAAAAAACAUAAAUUGAGAAACGGAUAUUAAUUAGGAGUUAAGUACUAAGUGGUGUAGUGAUGAAGUGGUGGACGUGUGUGGUGUUCAUGUGCGCGGCCGUGCUGGCUGACGACGAGUGGCGCGAGGUGAGGACUGCGCAAGGGCCGGUGCGCGGGCGCAAGCACCCCACUGAAGAUAUAUACACCUUCUUCAACAUACCCUACGCCACCGCGCCCACGGGCGAGGAUAAAUUCAAGGCUCCUCUCCCUCCACCAGUAUGGUCGGAAACGUUUGACGCAGUUGACGAGUACGUGAUAUGUCCACAGGCUAAAUCACCAUGGGAUAUGUUGAUGCCAAAGAAUCGAGUGGUAAAAGAAAAUUGUCUCAUAGCCAAUGUCUAUGUACCAAACACGAAAGAGAAAAAUCUUUCUGUCUUAGUGAUUGUUCACGGAGGAGCAUUUUUAAUGGGUAGCGGUGAACAACUUAAAGGAACAAAAUUUAUGAACACAAAAGAUUUUAUUAUAGUCACAUUUAACUACCGACUUGGCAUUCACGGGUUCCUAUGUCUGGGCACUGAGGAUGCGCCAGGCAAUGCUGGCAUGAAGGACCAGGUGGCGCUGCUGCGCUGGGUGCAGAAGAACAUCGCCAGCUUCGGCGGUAACCCUGAUGAUGUUACUAUUGACGGGUACAGCGCGGGUUCUGUCUCAGUAGAUCUGUUAAUGUUGUCUAAGUCAGCAGAGGGACUAUUCCAAAGAGUCAUACCUGAAAGUGGAGGAAACCUGGCAGCUCUUGCAAUCCAGCGAGAUCCUGUAGAGAUUGCAAAAACGCAUGCUAGGAAGUUGAACUUCACUAAUGUAGAUGAUAUCUACGCUUUAGAAGAUUUCUAUAGGAAAGCUCCAUUGGAGCUAUUAUUAACCCCAGAUGACUUAUUUGAUAGAACAGAUUCCAUAUUCACGUUUUCACCGUGCGUAGAACGUGACACAGGAGACGGAGCGUUCCUAACUGAAUCACCUCUGACUAUACUCAAGAGUGGCAACUACAGAAAAGUACCACUAUUAUAUGGUUUCGCAAAUAUGGAAGGGUUGUUACGCAUUGGUUUCUUUGAUAUCUGGAAGCAUAAGAUGAAUGAAAAGUUUUCUGAUUUCUUGCCACCUGACUUAAAGUUUGAUUCUGACGAAGAAAGAGAAGAAGUGGCAAAUAAGAUAAAGAAGUUUUACUUUGGUGACAAGCCAGUCGACAAUGACAAUAUUUUAAAAUACGUUGAUUUCUUCUCGGACGUCAUCUUUGCUUAUCCCAUGCUUAGAGCUGUAAAGUUGCACGCGGAGGCUGGCAACAAUCAAGUAUAUUUGUAUGAAUAUAGUUUUGUGGAUGAGGACAUUCCCCUGGUACCUUACACUAAUGUACGAGGAGCUGACCACUGUGCUCAGUCAAUGGCUUUAUUUGAUGGAAAAAAUUUAACUCAAUCAGAUGAGUCUCAAGCGACCCCGGAGUACCAGAAUAUGAUGAAGAUUAUUCGCGAAAUCUGGCAUAAUUUUCUUAAAACAGGAGUGCCAGUGCCAGAGGGCUCGUGGCUGCCGGCGUGGCCGGCGGCGGGCGCGGACCGGGCGCCGCACAUGUCGCUGGGCGAGCGGCUGGAGCUGCGCGGCGCGCUGCUGGCGGAGCGCACGCGCUUCUGGGAUGACAUCUACCAGAGAUACUACCGGGACGCGGUGCCGCCGCCGAAACCCCCGCCCAGACCACGCAGCGAGUUGUAACGUAAAUAACGUAGCGUGGAAAUAUCAUUCUCAAAUAAAUAAAAAGAUGUUACUUCAUAGGAAAAUAUAUUCAAUCUAGCGAGUAGAAUAUGAUUAGAUAAAAUAAAAAUAUUUAUGUAAGUAAAUGUUACCUUUGUAUUUGUAUGUUUUGAAGUCAUUCAUGCCAGGCUACGGUUAUAGUCUCACAGCUGGGACGGAGACUGCCAAAACGAUAAAAUUAUGUUCAACACUUAGUUAACUGAAUAAGAUUUGCAUUUUCAGGUGAUAAAAAACUCAUUUGAAAACAGAUAUACUCCAUUUCUUCUAAAUAAAGUUCAGUAGCAAUCAAGUACCUACUUAUGAAGUUUCAAAUUGAAGACAUAUUUACUCUCUACUGUUAAGUAUUAUGGCCAGUUAAGCUCAAGAUAAUAAGCUGGAAGUCAAGAGGCAAUUUAAUAAAUAUAUAGACUUUAUCUGUAAAUCAGCUAUCAGUAAUCAGGUAAUCGGGUAAUAUUUUUAUCAUCAUGUUUCGCAAUAGUAAACAUAAAUUAAGUAAUAUACCUAUUUUACAAGCUAGGUAUUGAUAUAUGAUAUUAAGAUAUGAUAAUUAGGUGCCAUCAGCUAAUUAAUGUUCGUGACUGGACGAUUAAGUCCAAUCUUGUCAGUCACUGUGACUAGGCAUUUUCAAUAUCUAAAAUAAUGUACAUGAAAGAAUGAUCGAAGAAUUGUCUAAGUUUAUGAAAAUGUUGUAAUAGUCAAGUAGGUACUACUCAUACCUGUGGGGGAUCCAGCCGACGGAGUGUAAACGGUACAGGAAGUACCUA